Molecule: messenger RNA, 4313 nt
Organism: Polistes dominula (European paper wasp)
Lineage: Eukaryota; Metazoa; Arthropoda; Insecta; Hymenoptera; Vespidae
Source: RefSeq, a predicted model, not a curated record
CGCAGACCGUAGAGAGAGAGUUUCCGUGAACUACGAGUGUUUGAUCCUUAAAGGUGAGUGCCGCGCAUCUUUCCAGGGCGGUUGGCUCUCGCUUUUGCGUCUAAAGAGGAAGAGGGACUAGUCCCUCGAGAUCUCGAUCGAUCAUCCACCGAGUUUCCUCUUUUUCUCUUUCACGUAAUAUAUCAAAGAAUACAGCAACAUCGGUCAACUGGGAUUUGUACAAGAAUCAAGCGCACGUGUUAGCUUCUUCACUUAUGGAUCCACGAAAGGAGUGUGAGUAAUCGACCGGUUCGACCUUGUUGGUGAUCUAAGAGCAUUCACCUUCUCUUCGUUCUUUGAUUUAUCAGAAAUCAACGAAAAAGAUGCGAGCCAUCCUGUUGAUGUCAUUAGUCACACUAGCCAGUAUUAAUGAAGUGGUUAGUGAGUAUUUGAUGGGUGGUCACCUGGACAACAAUGAUCCGAAAACGAAAACUCAGACGAACGAGCACGAGUACAUAUCUUUAGGAAGAUCGUCUCUACUGGACGCCCUUGACCUAGAUCUCGAUGCCGAAGAAAGCACCGUCGGUUCUUUCUCUUUAGCCAAGGACGAUGAAGGUCCACGAUAUGGGCCACCAUUUUCCUUCGCUUUCAAUGGUGGAAGACCUUUUUCCUUAGAAAAAGAUCCUAUUACUGGAAAAAUCGACUACGAGAAAGCACCAGCGGUGAGAAUCUUAAAUUACACUGAUCGUUACGAGGAAAGUGACGAUAAUGAUGAGGAUAAGGAAACAAGUGAAGAGGCACUGAAAGAGGAUGCUGAUUUGCACACGAAGGAAAUGAAGAAAAUUGAGAAUAAAGAUCCCGAAGAUGUUAGUCCGAAUGAGAUUAAUCCAAAUUCACCGAGUUUUCAUGACUUUCUCAAUCUUCCCGUUCGUUAUUCCUCCGAUAAGUACACCAAUGAUAAAUAUCCACUGAUCUCGAGUUCGUACGCGAACACGAAAGUUCAAAGUGGUUUGAAUAGUUAUAGCACAUAUAAUCAUAGGCCUUAUCAUAGAGAAACUACUUUAUAUUAUCCUGUUAAAAAAACACAUGUCCCAAAAAUAAGUACUUCAACAACAACAACAACAACGACGACGACUACCACCUCUACUACCACCAUGAAACCAACUACGUUACGUCCAUCAACGACGUCUACGACAGUACCAACAACUACUACCACAACAACAACGACUACUACGCCUUCGACAACAACGUCUACUACAACAAAAGCACCACCUGUUACCACUUGGAAACCAUCUAGCACAAGUACCGUACGAUAUACAGCAGAUAACAGUAAUAAUUAUGAAGAUAUUCUUUCUUCAUUUAACGUUCCUAUGAAGACAUUUCAAGAAACAAUAAACUUCGAUCAUCAAAGUCCAAACAAUCUUGCAGGAUCUUCUCACAGAGAACCUUCUGUGGUACAAUUACCACCGAAAAAAGAAGAGUAUGAUAUGUAUGAUGAUUAUGACAUGCACGAAGAAUCAAACGAAGAACAGGAUUAUUCGUUUGAUAAAGAAGUAUCUAAGGAACCAAUAAGUUCAACUACAAUGUCAGCUCCACCGAGUACAACACCAUCAACUAUUCAAUCAACCACUAAUACACCUGAAAGUACUACAAUGAGACCGACUAUAUCAUUUUCCACUCCUGUUCCAUCAUCACCAUCGAACAACAUCGUAUCUACCCAUCCAUUACAAUUCCAAGUUGUCCCACAUCCAGUAACUUCAAUGUCUAUCGAUUCCGAUGAUCGUGAAAUUCCAACCUUUGAGAAUGUUGUCGAUAAUCGAAGACCUGGAAUGUUUGAUGGUAUGAUUUCCAAUGUGGGAGGACAUCAGAUUAUUAAUCAACGACCACUUGGAAUGGGUGGACAAAUUCUUGUAGGAAGUACGAGUAACAUUGUUGUUCCACCAGAUCAGGAUACGGUGUCUUUUGUACUUGGAAAUAGGCAAAAUGUGGAGGGUGGAGGUUACUAUUCACCUGGUACAGCAAUUGGUGAGAAUCCUUACGGAGGUUUGACAGGGGCAGAAGCAUCGUUUAGACCAUUAUACGGUGAAGUGUCAACUGAUCAAGAUGGUUAUGAGCUUGAGACUGAUCCACAAAGAACUGUAGCUCUUCCAUCUGUAGCCGUUGAACCUAAUUUUGGAUAUAAUUCACAAAAACGGUGGCCAUCGAAUUCUGGACCACCUUUGAAAAAUAACAACGAAAUCGAGUCAUCAAAAGUACAACCCUCUAUCGUUCGAGGUACUGUUCUCAUGGAACAGAAAGAUGUUCGAAAUGAGGAAAAAGAUACUAAUCGCGUAGCUUUCCCUAAACCAGAGGAAGAAAAGCAUCCGGUUGAAGAACAUAUUGUCAUUAUUAAUGAAGCUGAUGGUACAGUUCAAGAAUUCCCACCUUCAACGACGAUAUUACCCUCAAAAAUUAACAAUAAGCCAGAUUCUGUUUCAACAAUAGACGAUCAUCUUCCUCAACUUUCUGAAAAUCUUACACCACCUGCCGAAAGACCAAGGCCACCUCCAUCUUAUUAUUUCCAUUAUCAGCAUGGUGGAACUAUAAGACCCGAAUACCCAAGACCACCUCAAAGACUUCCUUUACCUCCCGCACGUGGAAAACCAUUUCCUCCUCCUCCCCUUCCACCACCUGUACCUGACACCUUAGCAAUCCGAAGAAGACCAUAUCCUUCUGAUACAAAAUUACCUAACAUAUUGCCACAAUUUAGGCCAAAUGCUAAAGUCUCACAUGGUCAUCGUAAUACAGAAAACAUAGGUACAAUACCAGCACCGCAACCAUAUCUUAAUAGGGUUAGACAAACGCCUCACGUUCAUCCUCCAUCGAGAAGACCUUUACCACCUGCGCCAUCAUAUCUUCAAAGAUUGAAUCCACCCCCACCACCAAUUCAUACAAUCAGACUUGCUGGAUCAUCCUCUACAAUAGCAGAAAAUGUUGCCCCUGUUCAGGAAAGUGAGCCGCCAAUGGUCAAGAGAUUUCGUUAUCCGUCGGCAGUACAACCAACUUCCAGAGGAGAGAAUGACGAGAGUACAAAUCAGCCGAAUCGGUUGCCAGGUCAAAAGCAGAAAUUGCGAUUGGAGGAUGAGGAGACGUCCGAGCGGUAUUCAGAGGAACCGCCUCAAACGCCACCAAGGCCACCUUUGUUUCCGCGGCGUAGAACGGCAGAUCCACCACGGGUUACCACCUUACAAAUGAUCCAACAACGAGGAGAGCUCGAAGAAGACGAAGAGGCAACAGGUUUAGCAACUUCCAGUAAUAAUGAUCCAGAUCAAGAGGUUAAGAUUACGAUAGGUCAAGAAAUAGAACAUAGAAAAGAUGUUCGCGAUUCAGUAGCCGAGCCACCGGUUUACGUAGUAUACCCUGUGAAUACUGCGGUUAAUAUAGAUCCUGAUGAUUCUGGAGAUAAAGACGAGAGUGUGGUAGUGGGAACUAGAGGACCACAUCGUCCUCUUCCACCGGAAACUCUUCUUCGAGAUGAUAAGGAUAGAGAGAAGAUCAAUGAGGAGGAGUCGACAAUGGUCGAUCUUUACAACGGUCGUCCAGUAGGAGAUUUUUCCUAUUCUCUUGAUAGAGUAGAUCCUUCCAUAUACGCUGGACCCGUGAGAGAAACACCCAUACUUGUUCCGAGCGAUCAACGUCACGAGAAUCGCCCGUUGAACGAAAGAGACGAAGAAAAGGAGGAUAGUGAUCACGUAAACGUUAUACCUUAUUUGCAAGAUUUCGUACCGUUUUCGAGAAAAAAAAAUGAAGGUGUUAUCUCGGCAACUCUUCAUCGUAUGCCAAGCAGCAAUAAUCAUCCAUCGUCUACACCAAUAGCUUAUGUUUAUACACCUACGGCCGAAGCAUCUCAUCAUCGUCUAGAUGUCGACGUUAAAGAUGAUGGGUCGAAAAUGAAUAGAAACGAUCAACGACCAGUUCUCUUGCCCUCUCAGCAACCUUCCAGUUCUUCGAGUUCUGCCCCAUCUCCUCAAAAUUUCAUGGCACCGUUUGUAGCCAGUCUGAGAGCCGAAGCUCCGGCUAAAAAUGGUUGGAAUGUUGUUGUUAUAGAAUCUAAAGAUAAAACGACAUCUGACGAUGAAAAGACUGAUGAUGUUGUAGAUGCAGAUGAUGAUGAAUCGUCAAAAAAAAGCGAGUUCGAUCCUGAAAACUUCAAACCACAACUUUUCGGUGGAUUUAAACCAAUUUUUGAAUUUCCUAUAGAUAAUGACGAUAAUACAGAAAAACGUGAAAGUAAUAACAGUAAUUCUUCAAUAUCGAAGAAUAUACAGCAAGAGGCUGUUGAUUCUGCCGCUUGA